GAAAGAGCACACUAUAUAGGUCAGUUACGUCAAUAGUAGAGCAUAACAACACGGAUGAUCGCACCGAAGCAGUCCAGGCAGCAAAGCAUAUUCAGUGACGGUAAAACAUUCGUCGCUGAGCUGAAAGUAGCCGAAUGAAUCCAAACUCACGGAACUAAAACGUUAUGGAACCGUGAACUGAUUUCAUUGUAGUAACCCGAACUUAAUGCUACGUACAACGACAUCUGUUCAUUCACUUUCGUUUCUUGACUUUGGAGGAACACGGUUUUGUCGCGACUGCUAAAACAAGACAUUUAAUCCAGGAACAAAAGGGAGUCGUCAUGUUCAGUUUCCUCGGACUACGAAAAGAUGGGAAGAAGUCGACAUCCGAGAAGGAGGCAGAUGGAGGCUUUGUCAUCAUCGGAGAAACUGCUGAAGAACAGAGGAGGAAGAUGCAGACCAUGAACGUCACAUAUCCAUCAACAAACGUCAUAGUGCAGCCAUCUAAGUCAUCCUACACGCCUUCAGUUCAACAAGACAACUUAGAGCUCCAUAAACCUUUACCCACCAUAGGGCAAGUACCAGCGCCCUCAGCAACGGAAACUGCUGCGACUCUUCCGGAUGUCCUUGGAGACGUCCCCUUCACUUUGGCUCCUCAUGUCCUGACUAUGCAGGCAGGAUUCCAGCUGAUUCCUGAUGUGCUGCUGUCCCGGGACAUUAACUACAACCUGGCUAAUUUUCACUACGACUUCACUUUAGAGAACUCAGUGCUCCAUAAUGCCUAGUUUGAUUGAAUGUUUAUAACAUGGGCCGUCGGCAGAAGUUCAGAAUGUGGGGAACUAUAUGAGAAGUUACAGCUCUACAACUUAAUGAAUAAGCAAAUGUGAUUCUGUAGAAUUAUGAGGAGUUAAACUUUCACUAAAAUGACAUAAAACACCCCAAAAGUUGUCGAUUUGAAUAGCAUUGAACUUAUGAUGAUGACAAGGUCUGACUGAAUUACUUUGUCGGAACAGAAUGGACUUGUUCCCUGUUAUGCUGCUCAGUGUGAAUACAAGGAGUAAAGUGUGUUAUAAUGAUAUUGUCUAACUGUGAACAGGAUAGUUAUGGGUUAUGACAACUUGGGUCAAUAACAUUUUACUUACCAAGACAUUUGCUGAGUUCUGGGGAUAAUGAUGCAAACAAACACACCUGAAAUGUUGGUGUUAAUCUGACAUUGCUCACAAAUACUGUAUGUAAAACAGGUCAAAUUUGAACCAAGAUGUUGGUUCAAAUUAUGAUGGGCAGUUUACCAAAGAUAGUCUUGGUAAUAGUUUUACCGUCCCCUUUUCAAUUAGCUCAUCUACUCAUUAGAAGGCUUUUGAGGUUUAGUUAUCAAAUUUUACCAACUUCAGUUCAGUUAAAAUUUUAAAUGACGCCAUUGCCUUUUAUAUAUUUGACAUUAUAUGAGGCAGCAACACUUCUUUCAACAAUCCAUGUUUUGAGUGUUUUACACCUGCAAUGACCUCCAUGUCCUUAUUUUACUUCAUGAAUAUGGCCUUCCUUUUGACCCAUCAUAUUUUUCUACCAUGAUUACAAGAUUGCAUUAUCUGCAUUUUCCUGUGGUAUUUCCUCGAUGUGUUAAUGGAACACACUGUUCACUACAUAGGUUAAAAUAUACUCAUUAGUUCUGAGCUCCCUCAAUAUACUGGUGUUCAUAGUGAAUACCCUCUGAAAUUAAACUGAACUAACACUUUUUACACUUUGAAAAAGGGAUUGUUGUGAACAGCACGAGCCCUGUCUCAUUAACUGAUACUGAAGAGUGAUGUGGAACUGCAUAUCAUGUGAAGUUACUUGCUGUUCGUGUUUUAAGCACAGAACAAGGCUCAAGAGCUGCAGGUGUUCCCACGCGUCCUUUGAAAUCCUUGAACCUUUGUCAAGUCCUAAUUUUGAAAAUAGACAAAUAGGCGUGGAUCAUAGGAAAUGUUUGAAUUCAUAUAUUUGUCAAAGAAGGAAUUUAAGGUUUUUAUAUAUUUUAUUUUAUUUAACUUAAAACUAGUAAAUAGACUUUGUGCCACUCUCUGCACUUGUCCCCCAUCGUCUUUCAGCUCUUCAACUCAUUGAUUAGUCUCUAAUGUGCUCAACUUACAUGAUAAGUGCAAUAAGUUGUGCUGUGUUAGAGUUUAUAUUUAAGAGUUUGUGGUAGAAUGAAUAAAUCGUAGCUAUCUUUUCUGCUCUGUUGAUACAUACUGUAAAAAUACAAGGUUUUUAGUUAAUCAUUCAUCCAUCAGUAGUUUUUACUUUGAGUAUUAGUGUCUUAGAUAGAUGCGUACCUUCUACUUUGAACCAUGAUCUCAGCAGAGUACAUGAAGCUAGAUGGACUGAUAUCUUUUUACCUUUGUAUUGUCCUUUGUUUUGGCUUAGUUUGAGAAACAUGCGCUUUUGAACUCAGACUUUGGCAGAGUGAGCUAUACUCUUCAGCAAUACUGUGUUUACCUCUUAAUUCUUUAUACAUGAUCAAACUGGGUCUCUUAAAACCUGAUGUGCCUUUAAUAAGCAGCCCAUACCAUUCAGAUUUGACCUUUCCCUCACUAAGAUGUCACUAAAAUCAGUUCAUGCUGGUUUGGUGUUAUCCUGGUUAUAACUGUGGAAGGCAACUUACUUUACAAAUAAAUUUGAAGAAUGAU
Pleuronectes platessa (European plaice) is the source of this 2642-nucleotide messenger RNA. It is a transcript of the gene umad1, whose product is annotated as UBAP1-MVB12-associated (UMA) domain containing 1. The transcript is spliced from 4 exons. The coding region runs from base 321 to 764 and encodes 147 amino acids. The record is from RefSeq and is a predicted model, not a curated record. NCBI's taxonomy places the organism in Eukaryota, Metazoa, Chordata, Actinopteri, Pleuronectiformes, Pleuronectidae.